Messenger RNA from Candida tropicalis MYA-3404, 1056 nucleotides. Its product is annotated as mitochondrial 37S ribosomal protein bS1m. Gene Ontology annotation, cellular component: mitochondrial small ribosomal subunit. Gene Ontology annotation, molecular function: structural constituent of ribosome. Lineage: Eukaryota; Fungi; Ascomycota; Pichiomycetes; Serinales; Debaryomycetaceae. The record is from RefSeq and is a predicted model, not a curated record. Gene Ontology annotation, biological process: mitochondrial translational initiation. Bases 1 to 1056 code for a protein of 351 amino acids. The transcript has a single exon.
AUGUCUGGUAGUGGGAAUGAAUUAUUUAAUUUGGUGAAAAACUCCAGAUUAUCACAAGUGGCCCAACCACUUCUGAAAAACAUGCGUGCUAAAUCAAAUAUCCCAACACAUCAAGUCAUCUUUACACCAAAAUCAAGUGCAGCAAGAUCAAAUUAUGGUUUGAAAACAACUUUACCAAAUAAGAUUGGAUCAUCUUAUAUUUCAUUUAAUGAUAUUGAUAAUCGUCAAAGUAUGCCUGAUGUUGAAAAAAAUUCCGGUUUUUAUUAUAAACAAUUGAUGUUUAAAGAAUUGGGAUUACCUGUUAAAACUCAUUAUACUGGUAAAAAUCCAUUAUUUCCAGAUGAAUUAAAUAAAUCAGAUAGACCAAUGAGAGAUGGUAGUUUAGCUAAUACUUUAAAUUUACCAACUAAAGUUCAAGUUUCUGAAAUUGUUAAAAUUUUGAAAAAGAAUCCAGAAAUUUAUGAUCAAUUUAAUAAAUUUUUAAUUAAAAAUCAUCCAAAGAUUUUAUUAACAACUGUUUCAAAUCAAGAAAUUAUUGAAAUUUUAAAAGAAUUUUUAUUAAGUUCUCCUGAAGUUGUUAAAAAAAGAUUAAGUUUGACUACUCAACAUAAAAUUAACCCUAAAUUUGAACAACGUCAAAUUCAAGGUACUGGUGGUUUUUCAUAUAAUCAAAAGGGUAGAUUAAGAAAUACUCCAAAUGGUAUUCAAUAUGGUACUGUUGUUCCAGGUAGAAUUAUUGAUAAUAAAGAAGCUGCAAUUGCUGGGUUUGUUUCUAGUGUUACUGAUCGUUCUAUUGCUUUACAAACAAACUAUGCUAAAAAUUAUCCAGGUAAACAUCAUAGACAAUUUACUGUUCCUUUCAAGAUUAGCGAAGCUGAAUUGUCUGAAGAUGGUUCUGUUAGAUUGUUUGCUGAAGGUAUCAAGAGUGGUAAAUGGAUGGAAACUAAUGAUAGAUUUACUCCUUCAAGAACUAACUUUGCUGGUUCUUCAGAAAGAAAUAAAGCUGAUGGUCAAAGUUUGGAAAGUUUAUUAAACUUGAUUCUUCCUACCAAAUAG